Messenger RNA from Selaginella moellendorffii, 1181 nucleotides. RefSeq names its product methyl-CpG-binding domain protein 4-like protein. The record is from RefSeq and is a predicted model, not a curated record. Lineage: Eukaryota; Viridiplantae; Streptophyta; Lycopodiopsida; Selaginellales; Selaginellaceae. Gene Ontology annotation, cellular component: nucleus. The transcript has 3 exons. Gene Ontology annotation, molecular function: catalytic activity; DNA binding. Gene Ontology annotation, biological process: base-excision repair. Bases 47 to 1156 code for a protein of 369 amino acids.
GAUUCCGAAACCCUAGCUAAGAACCCUAAGGGCUUUGGUGUCAUGCAUGAAUGGCGCGCCGCAGCGUAGAAAUGUGGAGGCGCGCGUGAUCGAUCCAGGCGCGCUUGCGAUGGGGAAGAGGAGAAAUAGCGAUGAAGAUUCCUCUUGGUCUUCUUCGUCCUCCUCUUCUUCGUCCUUGUGUGGAGCUUGCUCGAGUCGCCGGCUUCGGGCGAUUGAGCUGCCGGCACCGCCGAUCCACCGCGAGGAAGGGAAAGAUCGUCCAGUUUCAGCAGUAGAUGCUCGAAAGUUCACGGAGAUGCUAGCCCAGUUCGUGCACACGAGCAAGAGGCAGGAUGAUCCAGCUCCAAGGAAGGAGAUGAGCAUUCUGGAAAGGAAGAUCCAGCAAGCCGAAUUGCUGGGCAAGGCCACUUCUCGCUCCUCCAAGAAGAUGCGACGCACCUGGAACAAGGAGGAGCAGCGCUACUACAUCACCACUCCAUACUUCCCCAAGCCCGACUUUAGCAAGAAAGCCAGGAAGAACAAGAGGCCUUCUUCGCCAUGGAUUGCUCACGAGGGGAAGAGCCACCGAGAGAUCAUCGCGUCUAUCCAGCAAACGUCUUGGCGAGUCGCGGAUAAGUUCCGGGUGGAAGAGAAGAAGGCCGAGUUUGAAAAGAGGAAGCGUCGGCUACGCAAGAAUCUGUCGCUGCUCGGGUGCCCAAGGACGAAUUUUCCCCUCCCGGCUUGGAUUCCUCCUCGCUCCCCUCAUAAGCUCAUCCAGGAGAAGCUCUUCCACGACCCUUGGAAAGUGGUCAUGGCUUGCAUCUUCCUCCAUAGAACCACCGGAGCUCAGACCAAAAAAAUGCUGUGGGAUUUCUUCAAGCUCUUUCCCGGUCCUCAACACUUGAUCGAUGCUCCAGCCGAGAUGGUCGAGCCGCUCAUCAAGCCGCUUGGCUUGCACAAGAAGCGUCUCGAGCUGAUUAAGCGCUUCUCGCACGAGUAUCUCUACACCGACUGGACGGACAUCUCUCAGCUUCACGGUGUUGGAACGUACGCCGAGGAUGCUUAUAUGAUCUUUGUGGAGGGCCGCUGGAAAGAGGUGAUACCCGAUGACGCGAUGCUGGAGCAGUACUGGAACUGGCUUCACGUAAAUAGCGAAGAAAAAACUGGUCUUUGCUGAUAGCUCUCUAUCUAUACUUUUCUGC